This is a messenger RNA of Rhincodon typus (whale shark), 1323 nucleotides long. RefSeq names its product intelectin-1-like. Gene Ontology annotation, molecular function: oligosaccharide binding. The record is from RefSeq and is a predicted model, not a curated record. Bases 1 to 1119 code for a protein of 372 amino acids. NCBI's taxonomy places the organism in Eukaryota, Metazoa, Chordata, Chondrichthyes, Orectolobiformes, Rhincodontidae. The transcript has 8 exons.
AUGGUGAAGGCGCUGGAGAAUAUAAUAGUCCCCCAUAUCUGCCAUGUAGAUGCAUUUGCAAUCAAGCUGUUGAGACAGAAUUAUAGCCCUUCACAGAAAAGCUGUUGUGAAGAAAUGAAGACCAUCCUUCUUCUGCUCCUUGUCAUUGCCAACACUGAGCAAUCCCCUACUCAUUAUGAAGAUGAAAUUGGCAUUGGAAACCAUGACAUUGCAAUUCUCAACGUCUUGGGUGACUUUGAAGUCAACAACAAUGGCCACCCGGAUAAACCCGAUAACCACCACAAUUUAACCAGGAGCUGCCGGGAACUCAAAGAGAAGUACCACGUGACCAAAGAUGGUGUCCAUCUAUUCAUAACCAGUAAUGGUGAAGUCUACCAAGCCUUCUGUGACAUGACGACCAAUGGAGGAGGUUGGACCCUAAUUGCAAGUGUCCAUGAGAACAAUAUACUUGGGAAAUGCACCACUGGAGAUCGCUGGUCCAGCCAGCAAGGGAGUAAUGCCAGUUCUCCAGCAGGAGAUAGGUCAUGGUCCAACUAUGCAACAUUUGGUUCACCAGAAGGAGCGACAAGUGAUGACCUGAAGAACCCAGGUUACUAUGGCAUAAAGGCUUCAGACAUAUCAGUUUGGCACGUGCCAAAUGACACACCACUGAACAGCUGGAAAGAUGCAGCAAUCCUCCGCUAUCACACCGAAACCAACUUCCUACAACAGUAUGGAGGAAACUUGUAUCAGCUGUUCCAACAACACCCUGUCGAAUACAACAAAGGGAAAUGUCCAGAUGAUAACGGGCCAUUAAGUCGCAUCACUUAUGACUUCGGUAAUGAUGAGAAGAUAAAACAGUUGUACGGGCCUUUCAGUCAACGCGAAUUUGAACCAGGAUAUGUGCAAUUCAGGGUAUUCAACAAUGAGAAAGCAGCACUGGCGAUGUGUUCUGGAGUGAAAUACAUUGGAUGCAAUUCAGAACAUGCGUGUAUCGGGGGUGGAGGAUACUUUCCUGAGGCAUCGCCAAGGCAGUGUGGAGAUUUCACAGCCUUUGACUGGGAUGGGGUUGGCACACAUCGGUCAUGGAGUGCAUCAAAGGAGAUUACAGAGGCUGCAGUGUUGAUCUUUUACCGUUAAUGCAGGCCAUAUCCUCAUGGGAGUACCUUGUUAGUCCACUGACAAUUGACUGCAAUGUGACAAAGUGCCUUUGUUUAAAAAAAAAUUGACUUGAUGUAAUGGUGUACUUCAUUCUAAUUCAGAAAUUAGCAUAAGUCCAAGAAGAGACUACUUGUAUAACAUUGAAUGCUUGGUGUGCGGGAUAUAUUAUGAAUCACUGAUCAU